Messenger RNA from Histoplasma capsulatum G186AR, 639 nucleotides. RefSeq lists its product as uncharacterized. Bases 1 to 639 code for a protein of 212 amino acids. The transcript has 2 exons. Lineage: Eukaryota; Fungi; Ascomycota; Eurotiomycetes; Onygenales; Ajellomycetaceae. The record is from RefSeq and is a predicted model, not a curated record.
AUGAAGAAAACGAUUCCAAGUACCGCCAACAGUAAUAUCCUGGCGCCACGACGGGAUGGAGACAUGAUUCUGUGUCCACCGGGUACGGGUAACGAGGCGUGUCUGGUAGGGAAAGCCCUUGACGAGCCUUUCAUCAUGGAUCCCGACGAGAGCACACGACCACAACCACGGAAGAUAGAAUUAGGGAUGGAAUGGCUAAUCCAUGAGAUUUGGGAGGAAAGAGGUGCGGUGAUGAUGAGGAAAGGAUUGAAGAAGACAGUAGUCGCAGGGGCGAGAGUUGUUCUCCCCCCGGUCGGGAAGAUGCUUUUUGCUGAGCUUGUCAAACGUGACGGUAAUAUUCAACUCUUAACCAAGUUGGCCGAUGGAUUAUUAAUCUGUCCACAUGUUGAUAUCGGCAAUAGAACCAGACAAGAAUUAGAAAAAGUCCCUCGCAUCUGGUUGAAAACUGUUGAACACUGUGGAGGAAAAGCGCCAUGCCGCUGGGAAAAACUCGAUACUACCACCGCCAACGAACUUAUUGCUCCCCCAACUGUUGCCUUUUCGGCCCUGGAAGUUGGAAUACAUUCUUCACGCUAUCGAUCAGCAACUGGUUUCGCUCAUGAUCGCCGCUAUCUGGAGACCCACCAACACAGAUCAUGA